Messenger RNA from Lactuca virosa, 678 nucleotides. Lineage: Eukaryota; Viridiplantae; Streptophyta; Magnoliopsida; Asterales; Asteraceae. The record is from the annotation of a GenBank genome assembly.
AUGGCCGAUAGUAACAACACCAAUCUCUCCUCGUCUUCCUCCUCCUUCUCCACCGCCGGUGGGUCAAAAAUAUCAGAAUCCUCCGGUUUACAACCCAAGUCUUGCAUGAUUAAAAAGAGAUCACGUCCAAAUCCUGGUGAUUUAAGUUACAAACACCCGGUGUAUCGUGGAGUCCGACUCCGCCGAUGGGGUAAAUGGGUAUCAGAGAUACGACAGCCACGUCAGAAGUCACGCAUUUGGCUCGGCAGUUUUUCCACGGCGGAGAUGGCUGCCAGAGCUCAUGAUGUUGCCGCGUUAUCAAUCAAAGGUAAUUCCGCCAUUCUUAACUUUCCUCAACUCAGAGACUCUUUGCCACGUCCAGCUUCUGUUUCUCCACGUGACGUCCAAAAAGCUGCCGCGAAAGCAGCCUCCAUGCAAGAGUUUGUCUCUUCCUCGUCGGAGAGUUUGGUGCAACCGCCGUUGUCGACUGGGUCUAUGUUGUCUGCUGAUAACGUCGUCAAUCCUGUGGAUGAUCAGUUGGGUGAAAUCAUUGAGUUACCAAGUCUAGAUGGGUGUUUUGAAUCGUCAUCAAGUGAGUUGGUGGUUGAAACGGUGGAUGGGUGGAUGUAUCCGUCGUGGCUGGUGGCUGACAUUGAUAGUUUUCCCUUUCAGGGAUUGUUCGGAGACGCUGGUAGCUAG